AUGAUUCCAAAUCAAGUACUAGUAGUUCAACAGCCGUCACAGCGUGAUCAAGGAAGGAAGGCACAAUUAAGAAAUAUACAAGCUGGGAAAACAGUUGCAGAUGUUGUAAGAACAACUCUUGGGCCUAAAGCGAUGCUUAAAAUGCUUUUGGAUCCGAUGGGUGGCAUAGUUCUAACUAAUGAUGGAAAUAGUAUACUACGUGAGGUUGACGUAGCUCAUCCAGGUGCUAAGUCAAUUAUUGACCUAUCAAGAACUAUUGAUGAAGAAGUUGGAGAUGGUACGACAAGUGUAGUUGUAUUAGCAGGCGAAUUCUUAGCUUGUGCUGAACCAUUACUUCAAAGAAAUAUACACCCAACUGUAAUUAUAAGUGGCUAUUUAAGAGCUUUAGAAGAUUCCUUAAAAUAUAUGGAGAACCUAAGUACUAGGAUAGAUAUAAACGAUGAAGAUUCAUUAAUAAGUGUUGUUGACUCUUGUUUAAAAACAAAAUUUUCUGGUAGAUGGGGUAAUCUAGUAGGUAGUAUGGCAUUAAAGGCUGCAAACUUUGUAACUCUAAUAGGACAAGAUGGAAGAAAGGAAAUUGAUAUCAAACGUUAUGUAAAAAUUGAAAAGGUACCUGGCGGUGAGAUAGAAGAUAGUGAAGUUUUAAAUGGAGUAGUUGUAAAUAAAGACAUUAUUCAUCCUCGCAUGAAACGUCUUAUUAUUAACCCAAAGGUUCUAUUAUUAGACUGUACUUUGGAAUACAAAAAGGGAGAAAGCCAAACAAAUGUUGAAAUAACUAAAGAAUCUGAUUGGGAGGCUCUUCUUAAGCAAGAAGAAGAAGAGGUUCAGGAAAUGUGUAGAGAUAUUAUAGCAACAGGCUGCAAUGUUGUAUUUACAGAAAAGGGUGUUUCUGACUUAGCUCAACAUUUCUUAGUUAAAGCUGGGAUAUCAGUUAUUAGAAGAGUACGUAAAAGUGAUAAUAAUCGUAUUGCUAGAGUUACAGGUGCUACUAUAGCUAGCCGUACUGAAGAACUUACUACUAAUGAUGUUGGCACCUUAUGUGGAAGAUUUGAAGUUAAGAAAAUUGGUGAUGAAUAUUUCUGUUUCCUAACUGAAUCCAAAAAUCCAAAGGCUUGUUCUGUAAUAUUAAGAGGUGGAUCUAAAGAUGUAUUAAAUGAACUGGAGAGGAAUUUGCAUGAUGCCUUAGCUGUAGCUAGAAACGUAUUACUUGACCCUGCUUUACUACCUGGUGGUGGUGGAACAGAAAUGUACCUUUCUUGCUACCUUAAUCAGCAGUCUUACAAUGUAGAUAGUACUCAGAUGUGGGCGUAUAAAGCGUUUGCUCAAGCAUUAGAGGUCAUUCCUAGAACUUUAGCGCAAAACUGUGGUGCAAAUAUAAUGAAAACUUUGACAGCUUUGCGUUCCUACUGCAUGUCUUUUAAUAACUCCAAUACAGAUAGUCGACCUAUAUAUGGCAUUAAUGGCGAUAAUGGUAGUGUCUGUGAUGUUACUGAACUUGGAAUAUGGGACACCUUGAACGUUAAACAGCAAGUAUAUAAGACUGCAGUUGAGGCUACCUUGAUGCUAUUACGUAUUGAUGAUGUAUUGAGCUCUGUUUCCAAAAAGAAGGCCCAGAAUCCUAAUGUAGAGCAACCAAAUGUGGAGUCAUUUGGUGAUUCUAGAGAUGGUUAA
Molecule: messenger RNA, 1671 nt
Organism: Cryptosporidium muris RN66
Lineage: Eukaryota; Apicomplexa; Conoidasida; Eucoccidiorida; Cryptosporidiidae
Product: T-complex protein 1, gamma subunit, putative
Exons: 1
Coding region: 1-1671 (556 amino acids)
Biological process (GO): protein folding
Cellular component (GO): chaperonin-containing T-complex
Molecular function (GO): ATP-dependent protein folding chaperone; ATP hydrolysis activity; ATP binding
Source: RefSeq, a predicted model, not a curated record